Pieris macdunnoughi is the source of this 843-nucleotide messenger RNA. The record is from the annotation of a GenBank genome assembly. Lineage: Eukaryota; Metazoa; Arthropoda; Insecta; Lepidoptera; Pieridae.
AUGGCUGCUAUCGACAUGUUGUCGUCGGAACAAAUAUUUUACGGGUGCAGCCCGCCAGCCGGUUUCCUAACAGACUAUUCAGCUCCCGUUAGAAGACCCACCAAACUAUCAACUAGAGGUUACUCGGCGCCCUCUCUCUCUGUGCUAAAACCGGUGCAAUUGUCAUUAAAAUCAUCAGCUCCGAGAAGUUGCAUACGGUUAUCAACGGAGAAAAAGCAAAAACGCGUAGUGUUUGCAGACGACAGAGGUUACGCGUUGGAGCAUGUGAAGGUCAUGACUGAGCCGUCCCAUGUACCACCAUACUGGGCUCUGAUGAUCGUUGCCAGUCCACCAUUGGAAAGAAAACCUUCACUGGUUGACACUUGGGAUGUGCGGUUCCCGCAACCGGCCUCCGAUUACUUAGAAUUCAGAAGGAGAAUAACAGAAAACUAUGUCGCGCUGGAGAAUGUGAUUGUCAAACACAACGAAGGCGCCGUGGAUGGUACCGUCAAAGUGAAGAACUUGGAUUUCGCGAAGGAAGUCUUAAUACGCGCAUCAUCAGACGGGUGGAGUACGCACGAGGACACAUAUUGUGCGUUCGUUGAAUCUGGGCCUUUGAACACGAGUGGUGUAUCAACUUACGACACAUUUGGCUUCCGUUUGCAGCUACCCAUACAUUCGAGGAAGUUAGAUUUCUGUGUGUGCUUCCGCUGCAAAGAUAAGGAAUAUUGGGAUAAUAGGAACGGCGAAAAUUUCACGAUAGAAAAGUCGUCAGUGAGAAAAACCCCAGCGAUAUCGUGUGCUAGGAUUAAUUAUGGUAAUUCGUGGAGUGGUUCUGUCGUGGGUCACACGCCGUAUUGGUGA